AUGGACAUCAACGAAACUCAAUUAAAGCAACGCAAAGCCGUCUCUGCUGGUACCUCGACUCAGCGUCUGGAGAUCGACCCUGCCACAGAAAAGAGACUCGUCCGCAAACUUGAUGUUUCUAUCAUUCCACCCGUUACGUUACUAUACUUGUUCAGCUUUCUGGAUCGUGUCAACAUAGGCAAUGCUCGCCUAUAUGGACUGGAAGAGGACCUCAAUCUGUCGUCUGAACAAUACCAGACCGCAGUGUCAUUACUGUUUGUGACAUACCUGCUCUUCGAGUUGCCUUCAAACAUCAUCUUGAAACGCUAUUGUCGACCUUCAAGAUGGAUAGCUUUCAUCUCCGUUUGCUGGGGCAUCAUUGCGACCCUGACCGGUAUCGUGCAAUCUUUUGGUGGACUUAUUACUUGUAGGCUGCUCCUGGGACUCUUCGAAUCGGGUCUGUUCCCUGGAUUGGCAGUAUAUCUCUCAUUCUUCUACACCAAGAGAGAGAUUGGGCUUCGAAUUGGCUACCUCUUUGUUAGUGCGGCCUUAGCUGGCGCGUUCGGAGGCUUGCUUGCUUAUGGCAUCGGUCACAUGGACGGUGUGUCUGGUCAAAGUGGAUGGCGCUGGAUCUUCAUCCUCGAAGGAAUACCUACAUUCGUCCUUGGUAUUGCAUGUUGGUGGUGGCUAGCAGAUGGUCCAGAGACCGCCUGGUUCCUUACCCAAGAAGAGAAAAGGCUCAUGGAGAUUCGCCGUUUACAACAAACCGGCGUGACUGACGAGUUUGCCUGGCAGGACGUGCGAGCUGGACUCAAGGACUGGAAGAUGUGGGCAUUCUGCUGCGCUCUGUUCGGUGCCGACACUAUGCUCUACGGCUACUCGACCUUCCUGCCUACCAUCAUCAAGAACAUCGAUCCCUCGUACUCGAGCGCUCUGGUACAAGUUCUCACCAUUCCUUGUUAUGCAGUCGGCGCAAUCAGCUAUCUGUUCAUGGCACGCAUCUCGGACUGGUCGCAGAAGCGUGGCAUCUACACGAUCAUUUUCGGCAUAGUCUCCAUUGUCGGCUACGCGAUGCUGAUCUCAGACGGCGGCGCAGGUGUCCACUACGCCGGCUGCUUCCUUGUUGCCUUGGGUCUAUACGUCGCCGUCGGCCUGCCCAUCGCUUGGCUACUGGCCAACAAUCCUCGCUUCGGCAAACGCACCACAGCCACUGGCUUGCAACUCAUGUUUGGCAACUGCGCUGGCAUCAUGUCGUCGUUUCUGUACCCCAAACAGGAAGGCCCUCGUUUCAUCAGAGGCCAUGCCGUUUCGUUGGGCAUGGUGUCCUUUGCUAUGAUCGUGUAUGCAUUCAUGUGGUGGUACUUUGGGCAUGAGAACAAGAAGAGGAUUAAUGGCGAGCGUGAUUACAAGAUUGAAGAUUUGAACGACGAAGAGAUUGCUGAUCUGGGUGAUGAGAAUCCCAAGUUCUUGUACUCCAUUUGA
Aureobasidium namibiae CBS 147.97 is the source of this 1461-nucleotide messenger RNA. RefSeq names its product MFS general substrate transporter. Gene Ontology annotation, cellular component: membrane. Gene Ontology annotation, molecular function: transmembrane transporter activity. NCBI's taxonomy places the organism in Eukaryota, Fungi, Ascomycota, Dothideomycetes, Dothideales, Saccotheciaceae. The transcript has a single exon. Bases 1 to 1461 code for a protein of 486 amino acids. Gene Ontology annotation, biological process: transmembrane transport. The record is from RefSeq and is a predicted model, not a curated record.